AUGGCCCUGAACCAAUGGACGAGCACCUUCUUGCUCCUCGUCAGCCUCUCAGCAACCCUGACCCUAGCACAACUCGUUCCAGCAUCUCCGCCAACAGCCACGGUGCCCAUCGUUUCGGCCUCAUCUCCAUGGCUGACAACUGCGACCCCGACGUCUAAUCCCGCCUACCACCCGGCCUCUCUCGCUUGGUCAACGGGGGCAAGCAAGUUUCCGUCGUAUUUCGGAGAAGCAAAGAUCGCCCAUGCAGCUUUGGGGGCUGCGGCGUUUCUUUUAUGCUUUCCCCUCGGCGGCAUCAUUGUCAAGGUCUGGCCGCAUCGUCACAUCGUCUGGAUUCAUGCGGCCAUCCAAGCUGUUGGGUUGGCCAUAUUUGUGGCCUCCACGGGCUUAGGGAUAUGGAUGGGCUUGAAAAUUGACGCUCUCGAUCACUACCACUGCGUCAUCGGUCUCGUCAUCCUAGGCCUCCUCCUUCUCCAGCCCCUGAUGAAGUUGCACUGGUUCCACGAAAAGAUCCCCAAGGUCGUACACUUUGUGCACAUCCAUCUCUGGCUGGGCCGUGCAUUGAUCCUCCUCGGGAUUGUCGAUGGCGGCCUGGGUUUCCAAUUCGCCGCCACCUUCAAGGGCCCCAAGUGGGCGAGCGGAUGGAAAAUUGCAUAUGGCGUGUGUGGCGCGCUCGUUUGGAUCAUCUAUGUGAGCGUCGUGAUUGUGUGGGUGGAGCUGAAGAAGCCUGACGCGAGCGCGGUGGCGAUCGAUGGGAGUGAGGAGAUGGCGGCUUUGAAUCAAGCCAGAGGACGAACGGAGGAGCGACCAAAGACGGCGGACACUGUAACGAGUACAGUGCAUGACGUCGAGAUUGGCGAGUUUGUGCAGGUUGAGCCGAUGAGACCUGCUCGGCCUAGGGCGUUGUGA
Molecule: messenger RNA, 906 nt
Organism: Cladophialophora immunda
Lineage: Eukaryota; Fungi; Ascomycota; Eurotiomycetes; Chaetothyriales; Herpotrichiellaceae
Exons: 3
Coding region: 1-906 (301 amino acids)
Source: RefSeq, a predicted model, not a curated record